AUGCAGAGGAAUCGUCGUCAGCCGGAGGAGGAAGGAAGCGCGGAGCCGUGCGACAUCGGCAGGCGGACCUCGAAAACGGUCCGCCAGGUCGGCGAAGCUAGAAUAGGCCAGAAGGCCGACCGUGGCGCUGUUUCACUUAUGCGCAAUACCUACAAAAGAUGGGACGUCACAGACAUUGGGGGACGAUUAGAUGAGGAAGUGAAGUGUGACAAUGAUGCCGGGCACAUAGCCCCUCUGGCGUCCCGGCCUUUGAGAACGCUCCUGUCCAUCAAGACAUCCAUCCAGCGUUUUGUGCCCAUCGACGGCAAGACAGUGAAGAGAAGACACUCCGUGACUCAGUGGGCCGAGGUGCGGGGAGGUGGCACUCUUCAGCUAGGCCGGCACGUCAACGGGGCGACGGUGGUGGUUCAGGGCAAACACGAGAGCCCUCGGAUCUUCCGGUGUGUGGGGCUGAAGUCCAGCUGCGGCCUCUUUUCUCCCCUCAGGGUCCCCGCGCUCCCGGUGAAGAACUUGAAUGGUACGGGGCCAGUCCAUCCGGCCCUGGCAGGUGAGGGAUGAACGGGGAUCCUGCUGUGUGCCGCCGGCCUGCCCGUGUGCCUGACGCGGGCCCCCAAGCCCAUCCUGCACCCGCCGCCCGUGAGCAAGAGCGACGUCAAGCCCGUGCCCGGCGUGCCCGGGUGUGCCGCAAGGACCAAGAAGAAGCACCUCAAGAAGAGUAAGAACCCCGAGGAUGUGGUUCGAAGGUACAUGCAGAAGGUGAAGAACCCGCCCGAUGAGGACUGCACCAUCUGCAUGGAGCGGCUGGUCACAGCAUCCGGCUACGAAGGCGUGCUUCGGCACAAGGGCGUGCGACCAGAGGCUCGUGGGGCCGCCUCGGGCCGCUGCGGCCACAUGUACCACCUGCUGUGCCUCGUGGCCAUGUACUCCAAUGGCAACAAGGUGGGCGCCUGCAGUGCCCCACGGUGCAAGGCCAUCUACGGAGAGAAGACGGGCACCCAGCCGCCCGAGAUGCAGUUCCACCUCAUCCCGCACUCGCUGCCUGGCUUCGCCGACACCCAGACCAUCCGCAUCGUCUACGACAUCCCCACAGGCAUCCAGGGCCCUGAGCACCCCAACCCAGGCAAGAAGUUCACCGCAAGAGGCUUCCCGCGUCACUGCUACCUGCCCAACAACGAGAAGGGCCGGAAGGUGUUGAGGCUGCUCAUCACCUGGGAGCGGAGACUCAUCUUCACCAUCGGCACGUCCAACACCACAGGCGAGUCGGACACCGUGGUGUGGAACGAGAUCCACCACAAGACCGAGUUUGGAUCCAACCUCACGGGCCACGGCUACCCGGACGCUAGCUACCUAGACAAUGUGCUGGCCGAGCUCACAGCCCAGGGCGUGUCCGAGGCUGCAGCCAAGGCCUGAGGCCCGGGGGCGGCCCACCUUCCCUCCUGCUUUGCCCCUGGUCCGGCACUUGCCUCCCUCUGCCAGGCGCGUCCUGGUGGCCCGGGUUCAGGGCUGGGGAGGAGCCCGCGGAAGGAGCCAGAAGCGUCCUGGGGAUUUGGCUGAUGGCGGUUGGAACGAUGGGAGGAAGAUGGCAGGCCAGCCGGUUCCGACCCGUAGCUCCCUGAGGGCGGCGGAGAGAACACCGGAACCACAGUAACCUCCCUACGGAAAAGACAGAGCCCCACCCCCUCGCGCAAACACACGUGUCCUGGUGAACACACGCACGCACACCCACGUGCCUCUACUUACCCCCAGGCUGGGGGGAAAGAGACAGAAGACCCUGUGAUACUCUCCAUGUGGACUCCCACCCGCGUCUCUAUCACAUCUGUGUAGGCUCCUCUGCAGGCGGGAUUCAGCUCAAGCGCCUGGGGGAAAGGGGCCCCCUCUGCUACCCACUGAUGGGCACUUGUGGGCCCAGGGGGCAAACCCAGGUUAGUCAGCAGUUUUGCAAAGGGGCAGGCCAGAGAGAGGGGGACUAGAGGGACCUUGUUUUGUGCUUGUGUCUCUUCAUCCUUCUGGGACUCUCACCUCCUUCUUCUCCCCUCCCGUCCCCAGGCCUUAUGUCUGUCCCAGAUAAAGGCACUGUUCUCCUUUCCUCCCCAUCCUGUCCUCUCCGCCAAAUCGCUCCCAACGCCGAGAUCCAAAGGCUGGAUGAGGCCGAGCUUAGGCCAGCGGGUCUAGAAAAGCAGACGGACAGCAACGAGUCCAUUUCCCUUUCUUGGGAGUGGGCAGUGGGGUGGCUGAUGGUCUUGGCCAACCAGGGGCCUGUUGCCCAGGCAACUCACCAGCUCCGCCUCUGUUGAUUGGCUGCCGCGGUGGAAGUCAGCCAAGAUUUAAAGGGACGCCAGCGAUUGCUCUUUGGAAAACCUACCCGUCCCACUGUGGGUGGAGAAAUAAAUGGUCUUUCUCCUCA
Messenger RNA from Lynx canadensis (Canada lynx), 2404 nucleotides. It is a transcript of the gene DTX1, whose product is annotated as deltex E3 ubiquitin ligase 1. Gene Ontology annotation, biological process: protein ubiquitination; Notch signaling pathway. NCBI's taxonomy places the organism in Eukaryota, Metazoa, Chordata, Mammalia, Carnivora, Felidae. The record is from RefSeq and is a predicted model, not a curated record. Gene Ontology annotation, molecular function: ubiquitin protein ligase activity. Gene Ontology annotation, cellular component: nucleoplasm.